AUGAUCGAUAAGCAAGCAAAUAAAUUAUUAAAGGUGCGCGAGGAGAUAGAUGAAGCAAAAUGGAGAUGUUCACCGCAUGGUGGCUUUAGCCUUAGGCCGCUCGAUACAUUCAAAAGCAUCGUUUCUUCAACAUUUUCUCCUGUUGAAUCAAUAUGGCGAACGGCAAGUCAUUGCUCAUUUUAUGAAAUGUAUCACCCAGAACUCGGCAAUUUUCGUCGAUCGAAAACUUACUCUUCAUUAGCGCCAAGUUAUGGGAUACCUUAUCGUUACGAGCCAAAACAAGAAGAAUGGAAAUAUAUGAUGGAACGCUCAUCUCGUCCAAUAGCUCACGUUAAAAAUCUCUUCGACACCUUGCCAAAAAGUGUUAGUCGUUUACAUGGAGUUUGGGGAACAGGAGCGCUUUUUUAUCCAAGUAAUUUCGAAGGCGUUGAAGAUCGUCGAUAUCAUCGAAUAUUUUGGGGACAAAAUUUCAUAGAUUAUAGGUCACCAUCAGCUCGACAUGCUACCAGUCUUUUACUUUCUGCUUAUUAA
This is a messenger RNA of Dracunculus medinensis (Guinea worm), 531 nucleotides long. NCBI's taxonomy places the organism in Eukaryota, Metazoa, Nematoda, Chromadorea, Rhabditida, Dracunculidae. The record is from the annotation of a GenBank genome assembly.